Messenger RNA from Melampsora larici-populina 98AG31, 1064 nucleotides. RefSeq lists its product as uncharacterized. Gene Ontology annotation, molecular function: protein binding. The record is from RefSeq and is a predicted model, not a curated record. The coding region runs from base 29 to 682 and encodes 217 amino acids. The transcript is spliced from 2 exons. Lineage: Eukaryota; Fungi; Basidiomycota; Pucciniomycetes; Pucciniales; Melampsoraceae.
GAAAUCUAAUGAUUUAAAUUCAAUCCUCAUGGUUUUAAAAAGAUUUGAAUCUAUUUCAAUUCAACCUGAUGUGAUUUCAUUUACAAUCUUAUUAAAUGUUUUAAUGAAAUUAGGUGGUGAUCAAACUUUGGCUAAGAAAUUGUUAAACUUAAUGGAUAGUUUAGGUCUUAAAGCUAAUGCGAUCACUUAUGGUUCGAUCGUACAUCAUUUAUGUAGAUCGGGUCAACUUGAAGAACUUGAAAUUGCUGUUGGAUUAGUAGAUGAGAUUGAACAGAAAGGAAUUGCUACAACUGCGAUCACGUAUACUGCUCUAAUUCAAGGUUACUUACGAGCAUAUGUGAACGAAUACAGAUCAAGUGAGAACCAACUGAAGAGUACCAAGUUUAAAGAAGCAAUGAAACUGAUAGAUCGAAUGAAAUCACAUGGACAUCAAAUCAAUGAAGUGAUCGAACAUGCUUUAUUAGAUACACUUCUUUCUACACAUCAAAUUCAAGAAGCCAUGGAAUUCUUUAAAUCUUCUUGUAGAAAAGAUUUAGAUUCUUAUGGGAUCUUAUUGAGAAGAUUAAAAGAAUUAGGUCAGAUUGGAUUGGCUAAGAAAUUGAUUGUCGAGCUGAGAGGUCGGGAUUGGUUGAUUCCUAGAUGGAUCGAAAGAAUCGUUUUGGAUAUUGAACAUUCUUGGUGAACUAUUUGUGGUUUCUUUGUUUGAUUUGGGAAAAAAUAACGAUGUUUUUUUCAUUGGGUCAUCUUUUGGGAAGAAAGAGAGAGAGAGAGAGACGAAAGAGAAAGAAAAUUGGUUGAAUGGGGUUUUGGAUUGUAUAAAAGGUUAAAUGUAAAAACUUUUUGAUUUUAGUUUCUUGAAUUUGAUGGUUUUGAGAAUCAAGAGAACCAAAGAAUGAGUUUGAGUGAUUUAUGUUUCAAUCACAGGCAAAAGAAUGUAUUUAUACCUUGUUGCCUUUUCUUUUUGAGCACUCUUGUAAGGCUGUGAUUUAUGGAACAGUCAACCUCGAGGCUGAGCUGACAGUCAAGGUAAAUUGGGGUUCGAGUCUUGACUUGAAUCGUUUACC